Messenger RNA from Drosophila innubila, 2121 nucleotides. It is a transcript of the gene Hydr2, whose product is annotated as abhydrolase domain-containing protein 2. Gene Ontology annotation, molecular function: acetylesterase activity; monoacylglycerol lipase activity. Bases 449 to 1648 code for a protein of 399 amino acids. The record is from RefSeq and is a predicted model, not a curated record. Gene Ontology annotation, cellular component: sperm plasma membrane; sperm flagellum. Gene Ontology annotation, biological process: medium-chain fatty acid biosynthetic process; acylglycerol catabolic process; medium-chain fatty acid catabolic process. The transcript is spliced from 6 exons. Lineage: Eukaryota; Metazoa; Arthropoda; Insecta; Diptera; Drosophilidae.
GGGAAAACAAACCAGACGCUUGAGCACCGUUGAGUGAAUAACAGCGAACUUAACAGAGGACAAAGUAAUUUGUAGUUUAAAAGAGAGAAAAAAGAACAGUGUAAAUAAAGAUUUUGUUUACAAUUGUGCAGUUAAUUAACGCCUGUGUCCUGAAUCGCGGUCUAGUAUUAUCAGCGGCAAUUGCCGCUCAUCGUGCGUGUGUGUGUUGCGCCGAGCUAGUAAGUGUGUGUGUGUGUGUCGCUAUCAACAAUAUCACAACAUCACAACUCAGCCAGCUGUAAAACCUUAAGCUCAUUUACAACCGUGUUGGAAACCUGAGCACAGCGUUUGAAGGAACGCAGUUACAACAAGGUUAAAGGACGCCUCAUUAUCCAACACCCACCACCCCACGUCGAGGUCACUUAAGUCAUCAUCGACAGGUUCUCAGCAGCAGAAAUUAACUGGAAAGAUGUCCACAGCCUUUUUAACACUUAUUGCCGUCAUUGUGUGCAUUCUAUUCCGGAUUCUCAAUGUACACAGCCAGCCGUUAAAGCCGAGCGUUUGGUGUCUGGAUGAACAAUUUUUGGAUUGUUUGUAUAAAAUAGCGCCGGUGCUGCGGGAGCCGUAUAUUCCGCCACGUCUAUGGGGUUUUAGUGGUCAUGUGCAGACCGUAUUGCAUAGCAUUGUGGGCCGAGUCCGUUGUCCUUGGCCAUUGGGUGAACGUGUCUAUCUGUCGUUGGCAGAUGGCUCCACAUUGACCUAUGAUUUGUAUCAGCCACUUAAGGAGCAAGAGGAUGAUAUCACAGUGGCAAUUUGUCCGGGAAUUGCCAAUAGUUCGGAAUCGGUUUAUAUACGGACUUUUGUGCACUUGGCCCAGUGUAAUGGAUUUCGUUGUGCCGUUAUGAAUCACAUUGGAGCACUGCGAACUGUACAGGUGACUUCGACACGCAUUUUUACCUAUGGACACACGGAUGAUUUUGCUGCCAUGGUGGACCACUUGCAUCAAAAGUAUCAACAGAGUCGCAUGGUUGCCGUUGGCUUCAGCUUAGGAGGAAAUCUCGUUACCAAGUAUAUGGGUGAAAAGCAGAAGAAAAAGCCGAAUAGCGUCAUUGGAGGCAUCUCUAUAUGCCAGGGCUACAAUGCUGUCGAGGGCACUAAAUGGCUGCUAAACUGGCAGAACUUCCGCCGUUUCUAUUUGUACAUUAUGACGGAGAAUGUAAAGAGCAUUAUAUUGCGACAUCGUCAUGUUUUGCUCUCGGAUGAGGUAAAAGCGCGUCACAAUCUCAAUGAGCGAGAGAUUAUUGCUGCUGCAACAUUGCCAGAGCUGGAUGAGGCCUAUACACGACGUGUCUAUAACUUUUCAUCGACACAGGAGCUUUACAAGUGGAGCUCAUCGCUUUUCUAUUUUGAUACUAUUGAGAAACCCAUGAUAUUUAUUAAUGCCAAAGAUGAUCCACUGGUCCCAGUUGAUUUACUGCAUCCGAUCAAGGAAUAUGCCACAACUCGCGAUAAAUCAGCAUAUGUUGAGGUAGCGCAUGGCGGACACCUUGGGUUCUAUGAGGGCGGUUUUCUGUAUCCGAAUCCAGUCACUUGGUUGGAUCGCACACUGGUUGCCAUGGUUGGAUCAUUGGUGUUGAUGCAUGCAGGCGGUAGCAAGGUGGCGUCAUAAGCCGACAGAUCAUACUCUCUAUAUAAUAAGUAUUAAUGUCGCAAAGAAUGCUUUUUAUUUUUGCCAAAAUUCCAUGUUGCUGUCAAAACGAAUCUUAUACAAAGUAGAACACGAUACAUGAAAAACUACUAACAUAUAUCAUAAAUUUUUGGUGUAAACGAUGCAAAUAGGCCCAUUUAAUUGAUGUGAACUUUAAAAAGUGCAUUUAAAACAGAGCAUUGAAUUGUAAUGUGUUAACUAUUUUGGAAAUUCUUUUACAAGAACUUAACUGAGUACACGAAAUGAUAGCGUUUUAGUUUGUAACCGAUAAAUAUAUUAUUUUGUAGUUAGUAACGCACAUACCAUGUACUUAUUUCUAAGAUUCAGUUUUUAAUUGUAAUAAAGCUUUAAAUUGUAAUAAUGACAUACCAAACAAACAUACAUGUAUACACGACUUAACAUAUGGGAGUCAUUCAAUCAUGAGUUAAUCAAAA